AUGGUUGUGGACGUAUACCACCAUAACCUACCUAAUGUUCGAAAAUCAGAAAUUCAGAGUGAACUAGCCAAACGUUAUAAUUGUGAUCCUAAGGCCGUCAUGCUUUUUGGCUUUCGAACUGUUUUUGGUGGUGGUAAGUCUACUGGAUUUGCUCUGGUGUAUGAUUCAGUAGAUGCUUUGAUGAAGUUUGAACGCAAAUAUCGUCAAGCACGUUUUGGACUUAUAGAACAUAAGAGAAUGGCUCGUAAGAGGAUUAAAGAAACUAAAAAUCGUUGUAAGAAGUUUAGAGGCAAAAAGAAGGCUGAAGUUUUUGCGUCAGCAAAGAAAUAA
Molecule: messenger RNA, 330 nt
Organism: Zophobas morio
Lineage: Eukaryota; Metazoa; Arthropoda; Insecta; Coleoptera; Tenebrionidae
Product: small ribosomal subunit protein eS24-like
Exons: 2
Coding region: 1-330 (109 amino acids)
Biological process (GO): translation
Cellular component (GO): ribosome
Molecular function (GO): structural constituent of ribosome
Source: RefSeq, a predicted model, not a curated record